Messenger RNA from Lottia gigantea (owl limpet), 177 nucleotides. RefSeq lists its product as hypothetical. The transcript has a single exon. The record is from RefSeq and is a predicted model, not a curated record. NCBI's taxonomy places the organism in Eukaryota, Metazoa, Mollusca, Gastropoda, Lottiidae. Gene Ontology annotation, cellular component: nucleus. The annotation marks the transcript as partial.
UGGUGCUACUGUGAUCAAGACGAAUUCGGUUCAAUGAUUUGUUGUGACAAUCAAAAUUGUGAAAUACAAUAUAAUUGUGUUGGAGUGGAAACGGCCCCAAAAGGAAAAUGGCAUUGUCCAGACUGUAGAAAGUUAAAAUCCAAAGCUAAGAGACCUUUGAAAAAUGCUAAGCAGUGA